Molecule: messenger RNA, 1881 nt
Organism: Teleopsis dalmanni
Lineage: Eukaryota; Metazoa; Arthropoda; Insecta; Diptera; Diopsidae
Product: gustatory receptor 5a for trehalose-like
Biological process (GO): detection of chemical stimulus involved in sensory perception of taste; sensory perception of sweet taste
Cellular component (GO): membrane
Molecular function (GO): sweet taste receptor activity
Source: RefSeq, a predicted model, not a curated record
UUUUUUGCUCUUAUGCCAAUAAAAGGCGUAACAGCCGCGAGUCCAAAGCAACUCUCAUACUCUUGGAAAAACUAUCGCAACUGGUAUUCCUUAGCAUAUGUGCUUCUCACUUUCAUUGAUUUGGGUUUUGUACUUUAUAAAGUUCUUCAUGGAUCCAUAACUUUUAAUACAAUAGAACCAAUUAUAUUUCAUAUUUCUAUUAUAAUUGUGACAAUAAACACUAUCAGUUUGGCAAAAAAGUGGCCAAAGUUGAUGUGUUAUUGGUCUAUUGUCGAAAACAAUCUACCGGAAUACAACUCACAAUAUGAGAAGCGUAGGAUGGCACAAAAAAUUAAAAUGGUGACCUUUGUAGGAAUGACGUUAUCUUUGGGUGAACAUCUUUUGAGCACUAUAUCAGUUAUACACUAUUCUAACUUUUGUCCCAUUACUACGGAUAAGGAUCCGAUAAAAAAUUUUUUUCUUUACUUUAAUGAUCAUAUAUUUUUCAUAUUUUCCUACUCGCAUUGGUUGGCAUUUUUUGGUAAAUUUAUUAAUGUACUUUUAACAUUUUCGUGGAAUUACAUGGAUGUGUUUGUGAUGGUUAUAAGUAUUGGACUCGCUUCCAAAUUCAAGCAAAUUAAUGACAAUUUGUUGAACUUCAAAGGCAUGGCAAGUGGCUUUAGACGUGGCACUCGCUCUGAUUUCAUUCAUAACGGCAGUUUUCAUGAAGCUGUGACACCAGCGCUUAUCAUCGCUCAGUGUUUCUGUUUGAUGCCAGUACGUGGGAUUAAUCACAAAACCGCCAAAGGACUUUCGUUUAGUUGGAAAAGUUUCCGGACAUGGAUGUGCUUGAUUUACAUAUUAACAACUCUAGUGGACACAUGUUUUACUAUAAAUAUGAUUGUUAAAUCUAAUGUGGAUGCGAGGAACAUUGAACCGCUUAUCUUUCAUAUUACCAUAUUGUGCGCUAGUGUAGAGUUUAUGCGUUUGGCAGUAAAAUGGCCGGGUUUGAUGCGAAAAUGGGAGCGUGUGGAAGGUGGUUUGCCGAAAUUCGCGAAUUGGCAGGAGCGUGAAGAAUUAGCAAGUACAGUUAAAAUACUACUGUUCGUUCUGGUUGUCUUGUCAUUAACUGAACAUUUGCUUAGCACUAUCUCUGCAAUACAUUAUGCUAACUACUGCCCCGAUCCCAAGCAUAAGGAUCCAGUUGAGGCAUAUUUUGUAGGAGUUUCAUCACAAAUAUUUAUUGUAUUUGACUACUCAACAUGGUUAGCAUGGCUGGCUAAAGCAGAAAUUGUAUUAAUGACAUUUGGCUGGAGUUAUAUGGAUAUUUUUGUGAUAAUUGUAGCGAUUGGUUUGUCAUCAUUAUUUAAACAGCUGCAACGUCAUAUGGUACGGUCACAAAAACAAUACCCAUCGGAAUCCUUCUGGACUACUUCACGGGAACAAUAUCGUUCAAUUUGUGAUUUGGUAGAAGACGUCGAUGAUGCAAUUUCCGGGAUUACAAUGAUAUCCUUUGCGAAUAAUUUAUAUUCUGUAUGCCUACAACUAUUGAAAAGCAUGAACACAAUGCCAUCGGUGGCUCAUGCAGUAUAUUUUUAUUUUUCUCUAUCAUUUUUACUGGCACGCACGUUGGCAGUAUCGCUUUAUCUAGCAGAAGUAAAUGAUCGGUCUCUUGAACCUUUGAAACUAAUUAAAUGUUUAUCCAUGAAAGAAUACAAUACGGAGGUAAAACGUUUUUACAGGGAACUCAGUACGGACCUAAUAUCAUUGACUGGAUUAAAAUUCUUUAAUAUAACACGAAAAUUACUUUUAACGGUCGCUGGAACAAUUGUUACCUAUGAGUUGGUAUUAUUGCAAUUUCAUGAAGAUAGGAAAGGACCAACUUGUGUUUUGGCGUCAUAA